AGCACCCUGAGAGCUAAGCCUUCCUCCUGUGGGGAGGAUACGGGACCCACCAUAUGUUAUCUUUCUGCCCUAGCACCUUCCAUCCCAGGGCCAGCCAAAGUCCUCUUUGGAGUCCCAGGUAGAGAAGUCAGUGUGCUGCUUGCCACGGGACCCAUCAUGUGGCUGAACACGAAGCACUUGUGGCAGAUUUUUGUCCUGUGGGUCUUCUGGGUGCUCUUCUUGUGGCUGAUGGCCCCGUGUCUGGAUCCUAGACCUGAAUCGGCCCCUCAGGAGAAACUGAUGGUCUUGGUACCCCGGCAUUGCAACCGCCCUUGGCUCAAACUCAGGACAAGUGGCUGCCCAUCUGAAAUGCUAAACUCCUCCCUCCAGCACCACAGAGUUGGAGAGGGGAACGGGUUUGCUGCAUGCUAUGGGAAGACCGUAGAGUACCUGAUGGGGGCGACAGAGUCCCUGACCCCUGUGCUCUGGUGGUUGGGCAUGAACUCAGCAAGUGGACUUGGCCAAAUGUGGGAGAAGCUGUUCAAGGUGAUUCCCAGGCCGUCAGUGAGCCAUUUCCAUCUCUACUGUGGGACUUGUGCUUUGGUGGGGGACCCCACGACCCUGCGGGCCUCUGGCCUCAGCCACAACGUCAACCAGUGCACCGCAGCCUUCAGGAUGAACCAGGACCAUGCCCAGAGCUUUGAGACGGCGGGGAACCAAACCACAGGAUGCUUCGUCUAUCCCUGGAACGCCAGCAUCCGGGGCUCCUGGAGACAGCUGGUGCUGCUGCUGCUGCAGCUUUCUGGUCUGGCGUGGACUUCAGAUGCCCCGAGUGAGGAGGUGUCCUUAUUUGGUUUGGGGACAGACCAGCUCAUGAGGUGGUCCCAUUACUGGUAUGAUAAAUAUUGGUUCGAGAAUAACAUGCACAGUUUCAAAGAACAGAAGGUCAUCCUCAAGCUGCAGUGUGAGGGGAAGGUUGUUAUCUACUGUUGGAAUGUUUUCCAACCUGUUCAGCCCCCUGGAGGCCCUGGGAGCUGACAGGUAGUCAAGGAGACCACGCAGCAUCAGAAAGGGGACCCCAGAUAUAGAUCUGCUGCUAAAUAAAACUAUAGCUUAUU
Messenger RNA from Zalophus californianus (California sea lion), 1097 nucleotides. RefSeq names its product chromosome 8 C20orf173 homolog (gene C8H20orf173). Lineage: Eukaryota; Metazoa; Chordata; Mammalia; Carnivora; Otariidae. The transcript is spliced from 5 exons. Gene Ontology annotation, molecular function: beta-galactoside (CMP) alpha-2,3-sialyltransferase activity. Bases 157 to 1017 code for a protein of 286 amino acids. The record is from RefSeq and is a predicted model, not a curated record.